GCGCGAAAUGGUAGAGAAGGGGAGAGCGCCUUGGCGAGGGGGGUGCGGGCGAAAAGAGAGCAGAAGUCAUGUGAUACAGGAGGGAAGCUCCACCCCACCCAGGCGAGAACACCCCCCUUCCCCAACCCCAUCCCCCCCCCCCUCCGAAAGCCGGCCCCCCCCCCCCCCCCCUCCUCCUCCUCCUCCUCCUCCUCCUCCUCCUCCUCCUCCUCCUCCUCCUCCUCCUCCUCCUCCUCCUUCCCCUCCCCCUCCUCCUCCCGAGAGAGGGAGAGAGGCCGUCGAAGGGGCGGCCGAGCGGCCGAGGAGCGGGACGGCAACGGCAUCCCGUGCUUGUGGUUCCCGGCCCCGAGCGCGGCCACGGUGCUGCUCUUCUUCCACGCGAACGCCGAGGAUUUGGGUAUGACGCACUCGCUCUUGAAGCACCUUUGCGACCAGUUCAUGGUGAACGUGCUGGGCGUCGAAUAUCCAGGCUAUGGCCUCCUGCGCGACAUGGCCCCCAGCGAGGAGGGGGUCCAGGAGGUUGCCCUGACGGUGCUCCGGUACCUGGUUGACCACGUCGGCGUGCGGGAGGGGCGGGAGGCAGCUGGCCGAGGGGCAGAGGCGCCGGCAGAGCACGACACCGCCGAGGCAGGGGCCGAGGGCUGGAUGGAAGUGAACCCACAGACUGGGCAUGGAAUGGCUCAGAACUGGUCAUACGUAGUAUUGAAAAACAUCAUCUGCAGCGGGCCGGCUGUUUUCCUUGCGUCGAAGUACCCGUUGGGUGGACUCAUUUUGGUCUCGCCCUUCUGCUCCAUCAAGGCAGCAAUGCACAACAUAGUUGGGCGCGCAUUCGCGUGGCCCUUUGCGGAGCGUUUCUCGAACUACAAGUUGAUCGGGAACGUGUCGUGCCCAACGUUGUUUAUCCACGGUGAGGCCGACGCACUCGUGCCGGCCGAGCACUCGCUGCGCCUCUUCGAGAGGUGCCGUGCCCGGAAGCUUCUGGUCAUGCCGCCUACCAUGGAACACAACUCGCACCUCUUCAGUGACUCCCACUGCAAAGCGCUAGGAUACAGAGUGGCAGGGGCAAUGAACAUGGCACCUAGAGGAGGGCGACAUGGAGAGAAAGAGAGAGAGAGAAGGAUGUAG
Molecule: messenger RNA, 1125 nt
Organism: Prorocentrum cordatum
Lineage: Eukaryota; Dinophyceae; Prorocentrales; Prorocentraceae
Source: the annotation of a GenBank genome assembly